AUGACUCUCUCCGGAAGCUGCCUCUGUGGCAAUAUCACCUACACCGCUGAGAGUAAGUUUACUUCGGAUGAGUAUCUGAAAGCGCUCUGCCACUGCACCGAUUGUCAGAAGUGGACCGGUAGCGCCUUCACCUCCAACGCUGUCGUUCCCCGCAACAGCUUCAAGAUCACCAAAGGAACCCCCUCCUCCUACGACGCGAUCGGCGCCACCGGCAAAAUCAACAAGCACUUCUUCUGUCCGACUUGCGGAUCCAGUCUCUACACCGACCUCGAGGUCAUGGCCGACAAGCUCAUAAUUAAGGCGGGAACUCUGGACAACGGCGACGCCAGCAUGGGCGGAAAGGUGGAUGUCGAGUUCUAUGUCAAGGAUCGGCCCUCGUACCUGGCUGCUGUUGAGGGAGCCCAGCAGGAGCCGCGCUUUGGUUAAUGUAUCGAUGAAUCUUGCUUGAUUGAAACGAGUUAUGCUGUAUGAAGUUACCAGAAUGAGACUAUCCGUUCUUGAGGGAAAUAAUCAACUGCCAAG
This is a messenger RNA of Aspergillus homomorphus CBS 101889, 522 nucleotides long. RefSeq names its product GFA family protein. Gene Ontology annotation, molecular function: carbon-sulfur lyase activity. The transcript is spliced from 4 exons. The record is from RefSeq and is a predicted model, not a curated record. Lineage: Eukaryota; Fungi; Ascomycota; Eurotiomycetes; Eurotiales; Aspergillaceae. Bases 1 to 426 code for a protein of 141 amino acids.